Molecule: messenger RNA, 8111 nt
Organism: Varanus komodoensis (Komodo dragon)
Lineage: Eukaryota; Metazoa; Chordata; Lepidosauria; Squamata; Varanidae
Gene: PPM1L
Product: protein phosphatase, Mg2+/Mn2+ dependent 1L
Exons: 4
Coding region: 285-1367 (360 amino acids)
Biological process (GO): protein dephosphorylation
Molecular function (GO): cation binding; protein serine/threonine phosphatase activity
Source: RefSeq, a predicted model, not a curated record
AAGAGCCAGAGAGGAGACAGAUAAGCCUGCCCUUGGUUGCACGGUGUGCUGAUCUCGACAACUUGCCAUCAGAGCUGCCCCAGCCAUCUGUGACUUGAGCCCUCCGAAGCCGUGGUGUGCAGAGAGGAGGCGGCAGCGGUUUUAGCAGCAGCAAAUAACCCUGCCCUCAGUGGGUUUGUAUCACCAGAGCAUGCACUGAUUUGCUGCCUUCUUCUUAGACCCAUCCCAACGAUCAGGGUGUGUGGUGCAUGGUGUGUGUGGGGGAUCCUCUGUUUCUGUAAUAAAUGAUAGAGGAUACAAUGACUUUGCUCUCUCUGCUGGGUCGGAUCAUGCGUUACUUCUUGCUGAGACCAGAGACACUCUUCCUGCUAUGCAUCAGCUUAGCCCUCUGGAGCUACUUCUUCCAUACGGAUGAAGUGAAAACCAUCGUCAAGUCCAGCAGGGAUGCUGUGAAGAUGGUGAAGGGCAAAGUGGCCGAGAUCAUGCAGAAUGACCGGCUUGGUGGUCUGGAUGUUCUGGAUGCUGAAUUCUCCAAGACCUGGGAGUUUAAGAACCACAAUGUGGCUGUGUACUCCAUCCAAGGGCGGAGGGACCACAUGGAGGACAGGUUUGAAGUCAUCACUGACCUCGUGAACAAGACUCAUCCUUCCAUAUUUGGGAUAUUCGAUGGGCAUGGAGGAGAGUCAGCAGCAGAAUAUGUGAAGUCCCGUUUACCUGAAGUCCUAAAACAGCACCUUCAGGACUAUGAAAAAGACAAGGAAAAUAGUGUAUUGUCUUACCAGACCAUCCUGGAACAACAGAUUCUUUCAAUUGACCGAGAAAUGCUGGAAAAGUUGACUGUAUCCUAUGAUGAAGCAGGUACAACAUGUUUGAUUGCAUUACUCUCAGAUAAGGAGCUCACAGUAGCCAAUGUUGGGGAUUCAAGGGGUGUCUUGUGCGAUAAGGAUGGAAAUGCUAUCCCCUUGUCCCACGAUCACAAACCCUAUCAGCUGAAGGAGAGGAAGAGGAUUAAAAGAGCUGGUGGCUUCAUCAGUUUUAAUGGUUCCUGGCGAGUUCAGGGGAUCCUGGCCAUGUCCCGCUCCCUUGGAGAUUAUCCACUGAAAAAUCUGAACGUUGUUAUCCCUGACCCAGAUAUCCUGACCUUUGACCUGGACAAGCUCCAGCCAGAGUUCAUGAUCUUAGCAUCAGAUGGACUCUGGGAUGCCUUUAGCAAUGAGGAGGCGGUCCGGUUCAUCAAAGAACGCUUGGAUGAACCACAUUUUGGAGCCAAGAGUAUAGUCCUGCAGUCAUUCUACAGAGGAUGCCCUGACAACAUAACAGUCAUGGUGGUGAAGUUCAAGUGCAGCAGUAAAACAGAAGACCAGUGAAAUUUCUAACGGCCCUCUGUCUCUCUGGGCGAACUUCUUCAUCAGACCUUUACACGUCAACACAGUAGACAGCUGUAGCGAGUGCAUUAGUAUUAUGACUGUACAUCCAAAAAAGGAAUGAGGAAAAUCACACUUUGAUAGACAGAGCUACACAGAACACAGAAUACCAUUGGUGUUUUUUUUAAACAGAGAAUCUAACACUUCCUUUCUUUUCUCCGACUCUUUAAUGGUUUAAGCUUAGAAAAUGUGUCCAUUUUAAAGCCUAAUGACUUCUGCUUCGGCUAUUUCAAAUAGCUGCAAUCUCUUAGUCUUCACAUAUGAGCCAAACAGGGUUGUCACUAGCCAGCCAUUGAUGGAAAUGACAUGGGCUUUUCACUGAUGUAACUAUCUCCAGUCUGAUGCACAUUCUCUGCAACGCUACUGCUCUCUUUUUUUCCUAAACUGCAAAGGUAGGAAGGCAGAUAGCAAACAUAUUUCUAAUUCUUGAACUGGCUUUUCAUAGAAGAAGGCAAAAGAUAUGUGGAUUGGUCCACAACAGGCAAUCCUCUCUUCGUCCAUAGGCAACCAUCUUUCCUGCCACGUAAUUAGGGUCAAGCCAUUGAGCUUUUCCAUAGGUGUGUGCUUAUGCUGUCUGUGUGCAUGCAUUUAAUGAUGCUUUGCCUAUUUUAUCCAACCAGCAGAUAGCUUUUGGUGUCCAUGCUCAUUGGAAUGUUGCACAUUCAUUACCUCUUGCUUCUAGAUGUGCUGAAUGUCAUGAAUGCACCACGGCUGUGCACAUUAUAUAUGUCAGAGACUGUUGUUGGGUCUGGGGUGGAAACUUACUGGGAAGUCAACAGAAGAUUCCUGCAGAAGACUUCAGAACCAUUUUUCCAUUAUCAGCACAUUUUCAAAUAUGAGGUAGGUUAGUACCUACCUAUGUAGGAGGUACUUACCAACAUAAUUCUAAUGGGCAUGGUAUUUCAUGGUGUAAAUAGUAAGAUGUCAGCCUUGGGGGAGGGGAAGUGUUGACUGCAUAUAGCUGUAAUUUGGAGCCUAUGAAUAUUGUAUGCUUUGUGGUAGAAAAUGGGCUUUUCCCAUUGCAGUAUUGAUGGAUAAUUUAGGUGUGGCCUGGCUGCUUUAUCUCCCACAGUGUUCAUCAUUGAAGAGUUUCAUGGUCAAAGAAACAAGCAGGUGUUCUAGUUUAGCAUAAAGCCUGGAGUGGGGGCAGUUUCAGUUGUUACCUUUUAUGACAUAGCACCAUUAGACAUGCUGGUUUGUGGACAGUGUCUCCCUUCAACAAGGAUUUGACCCUAGGUGUCCAUUGUACCACUUUAAGCGCAGCUGGACAGUAAUGAAAUCUUGCUUGUAGACAGAGCGAUAUCAUGACCAGUGCCUGUGAUGUCCGUGUACAGAGCCAAAUGUAUAUUUCUGAGAGCAGAAGUAUGAUGGGUGGGUGUUACCAAUGUUCAUCUGAAUGGUGUUGCCAUCUAAACUAAGAGAAAAAGAAAUAUAUGGGAUGAUGGAUACUGAGUAUAGCUUGUGGGCAGGUUGGCAUGUCGAGCCAACCCAUCCCAGCAAUACAUUACAGUGGGUUGGUUCUUGCAAGAACAUCCCAUGGAGUGCCCAAAAGAUGAGUACGUUCACCCCACUCCUUUCUCUUUAGUCUGCCAGCCAGAAUGCCAGAGGACUUUGCAUCUCAAGCUGCCAUCCCUGCUGCAAGCAGGAGCUAUUUUAGCUCAUUGCAGAUUCCCCCCUCCCUGUUGCCUUUUAACUUUUAUUUUCAGAUUGCUUUUUGUAAUCUCUGUUUUGCAACUCCUCUGAAAUGCCUGAGAAGCACAUUAGAGGGUUGUCUGUAGCUUGUCACCUUUUUAUUAUCUGUUUUGUGUCCCAAAUAUGCACUAAUAGUGUAGGCAACCUUUUUAUUUUAGCCAGAGUUGCACAAUUCCUGCAAUGGAGGUGUGCAUAUUUCAAUGAGUGUGAAAAUGGGAAACUUUUCUUGGGCUUUGUCCUGGGAAGGGAAUGGUAUCAAAAUGGAGAAGACACCCGCCAUGCACAUUGACCGAGGGAGGUUCUUUUGGCACUUUGCCUUAAUUGACAGCUCAGCAUUUGACAGCUUCCAAAAGAAAGAAAAAACAUGGAUGAUGUUUGCUUGUGAAAGGGAUGGAGUGAUUAAUCCUUCUUAGCACUGAAAUCAUCAACACUUUUAUGUUCCUAGUCCUAGAUACUAAGGUCCUAGCGCUCCACAUUUCCACUAGUUCCUAAGAUUCUAGGCGCUCAGGAAAAUGGAAAAGUGCAGCUCAUCCCCACUUACUUGAGUAUAGCAGUUUGAUAGCUGUCAAAAUUCUGGUUGCUUUCAAAAGGGUUUGUUUUUGUUUUUUUUACAGGGGACUCACAGUCUUUCCCCACAGGGACAUAUGCAAGUAUGCAUAUGUUCUUAUCCAAAAAACACUAGGAAUCCUUUUAAAAGGCCAUCAGAUAUGGGUUUCAAGACACUGGACUCAGUUCUAAUUGAGGGGUGGGAUAAGUAUCCUUUCCUAUUCUUUUCUUUCUCUCUAGCUAUAGAUAGGAUUCCCUGAACAAGAAAUUGGGGUCCCUCGGGGACAACAAUGAAGGUAUUCUGUAGUGUUCCUGAAACAGAUGCAUGGUUGGAAAAUGCCACAGGAUCAGAUUAAGAGAUCAGACUACAGUCUUUCUUACCCUUGGGCAGAAUGACAUAGUUGCCUAAAGCAAAGCAUGCAGGUGAGGUGGGCAGACAGGGAGGUGGUUGGGUGUUGGAGGAGAAAGCUUUGUGUGCCCCUUGGCCUGCCCUCACCCUAAGUGGUGCCAUUAGUUGCAGUGGAUGUUGCUGUGCCAUUACCAGUGUUGGAGUAACAUUCAACUAUUUGGUUGGCUGCUGUACAUAAGAUGAAGAUGGCUGCCAUCUUGUCCUUCAGUUCAGGCAGCAAAUUGUCUUGGGCUGGCCCUCUGCCCAGACAUUUGUUAGGUACCUUUGCAGCCUCCUGUUCUCCUGUCAUUCCCCUUCAUUCUCAACCUUUACUCAGGGCGCAAUCCAAUACAUCCCACCCUCAAUGAUGGGAUGCCUCUGAACUCAGAGGCUUAUAUGCACCCAGUGCAUGGAGUACAAUGGAGGUGAUCUUCACUGUCACCUUGCCUCAUGCCCUGCAUCUAGUUGACCAUCUAGAGGAAGCAACGUGGCAGCUGAGGAGGAGGAGGCUGGGGCACUGCCUGGAUAAGAUAUAAACUAUCCAACCUCCACCUACAUGCCCCUUUCUCUUCUAUCCAAGACCAGGUUGCAGCCUUAAAGACACGGCAGGGACAGUUCUUCCCACAUGGCUGUGAAUGAGCUCCUACAGGGGCUUCUCCUUCAGUUCUAUCACACAGGUUGCAGGGCCUCCAAGCUGGGACUCAAGAUAAUUCCAUGGCCCCGAGACUAUGUCAGGAAUCCAUGGGAUCUCAUCCUCAAUUAUACCAUGUACACUCACAAAAAAAUUAACCUGCAAGUUCUAGUUUCAAACCAUCUAGAUGAGUAAAUACUACCCCCAAAAGACCUUUCCCUAACCUUAUUUUGCUGCCUGCACAUCUUGAUAUGAAGCUUCUUUCAUGAAAAGAUGUAAUAAAGAGAUCCAAUACUUUUGGAAAAGAAAAAUACAGAGUUACACAAUGCAAAUGCUAAAUCAAAUAUUGAAAUCGCUUCAUUUUUCAAUGUAUUUUGAUUUCUAAAACUCUGUGGUAGUUAAAGGUCUUUUCAAUAUACUGGGUUUUAUCCAAAUUUAGACAUGCAAAGAGUACAUCCACUGAAAUUAAUGGGACUUAAUUUAGCCAUGACUAAUUGAUUUUAUUGGGUCUACUCUCAAUAAGACUAAAUUUGGAUCCAGCCCACGCAUAUAAAAGUUGUUACACAUGAGGCCUUGUUGUACAGUGUUAGCAUGACAAAAGUGAGAUUUCUUCCUUCUCACAUUCAGAACAACAGACGGUUGUUUGGCAAAAGCCCUUUAUUAUCCAAUGUACAUCCAGCCAACUAUAACCCUCAGUUUCUGAGUGUGCAGAGUAGUUCAUUGAAAACUAGGAACGCCUUCUGAGAACCCUUCUCCUGAGUAACCAUAGACCUCUGGGAGUGCCCCUCUGGAACGCAGCAGGCCUCCCAUUGUCUGCAGCCCCACUAGUUGGCUAGUCCUCCUCUCCCAGUGCCAUGUCAUGGAGUCAAAGGUCAUGCCAGGUUGCUCUGACGCCUGUUCCACGCCCCCUCUUGGCACAUGCAGACUCUGACUAUUCCCAGGGUCCACCUGAGUACCUGGGGAUGGCAGCCUUGAGAGUUGUUAUUCCACCUUUGCUGUCUCUGCAUCUGGGACUCUCAUUUCCCAGGCUGUCUCCUCCCCAACCAAAGACUCCUCGUCACCCUGGCCCUGAAAUAUGCACCGAAACCAACUCCCUCUUUCAUUGCCAACAUAGUAGAUGUGUUCCAAAACCCUUGCUUUGCAACCUUGGGCCAUCAGUAUUGUCUUAAAAUUUCCUAUUACCUAUCUUCAUGUCACAUCAGAUAUUUUGUAAGAUUUAGGCAAGAAUAUAGUGCUAGAAAAGAUGCUAGGAGCCAGUGCUGGUUGCACACUUAGGGGAUCAUGGGACAAGAUGCCCUUCCCUCUCCUUGCUGAGCCGCAAUCACCCCAUCCACGGGUAUGCCUCCUCCUUCUGGAGCCAAUCAGCAUUACUGUCCCCGAACAGAAAACAAGGCAAACGGAGGUUUCUCCUCCUCUUCCUCCUCAGGUUUGUUAUUGGUGCUGUCCUUGGUGAAGGCAGGUGAGCAAGCAGCAAAAGUAAGUUGUGGGCAAGGCCCAGGAGGUCAGCAGCAGAACAGCUGCUGAGAGGACAUUAGCAGUGCCUGUGAUGCUGACCCAACACCCUCUCUUUUCAGAGUACCUACAGUGUAGUGCCCCACUGGCGAUCGAUGCUUCAGAUCAAACUGCACCCUUGGCCCCUGCGCUAGCCAAUCCAGAUUGCCUUGGAGAAUUCGCUGUGGUGGCACAGCAGCCGUCAAAGCCAAACAACAGUGAUAAAUUUAACCUCCAGGGGUCAAGGCAGUUGGAAUAACCUGCUGCACUUCCUGGCUCAGCACUCCUUCCGCUGCUGGGAGGAUCAGCUUUCAGCCUUAUUGGGGAUUGUUGUGAAGGCAAACCUCCUUUCACUGGGCAUAGUUAUUUGGGCGUAAGUAAAACACAGAGAGCAAACUUGGGUGGCAACUUAUCGUGAAAAAUAAUUGGAAUCAGCAGCUGCUGGGGUAAGGUAGGUAGACAAGGUCUAAAACUCUCCGUUUGAUUCAUAGUGACACUCCUGGGGAACUCCCACUGACCUCUUUCUGCAUAUACUUUUUAACUACUGUUAUUUAUCAUCUGCUGCAGGAAGCAGGCAUUGUCACUAGCCAUUGCAAUGGCAAGUAGAGAACAGUAUUUCUUGUUAGAGUAAAUAAAAGAUAUAAAUUGUCAGUUGUGACACAGGUCAAUGAAAGCUUGGUCUCAUGUUUCCACAGGCGUACAAUCAAAACUACAAGUGCUAUUUGGUUACAGCAAAACUCUGCAAGCUAUUUUUGUGAAGCCUGGGGGACAAUCUGCAUUCUGAACAAGAAAUAAGAUGCUUUUGCCAACUAUUGAUAGGCAAAUAAAUGAGGAGGAAUCAUCCAUAAAGUAUGUUACUUUUUCAAGGGCCUUUUCAUCUCUCUUUGCUGCCCUGUGCCUAUUUCUCAAGAAUAGCCAAUAUUACUUUUGUCAGUAAUAUCUGAUAAUGCCUCUUAUCAAGAGACAUUGAAAUCUUUUUUAGGCUGCUAUAAUACUGGUUUUCAACUGGUUGACUGCAGUUCUAUGUAAGUUGGAUCAGGACAGGUAUACCAAAUGAAUUGCUGCAAUGCUAUGGAAACCUGGAUGGAAGACCACUGAAAGUCUCAUGCAGAAAUGUAAUAAAAGAAAUACAUUAAAUAUUGGAAAAGGAAAAAGAGUCUAAUUCAAAAUACAGACAGUAAACGUGAAAAUAAUUUAGGCAUAAGCUAAAGUUCUAGAAGUAUUUGCACGUUACAAUUCAAGAUAGAUUCUGAAUUUAGAAACAUUGGAAGUCCAAUAAAUACAAGGGAAUCUUCUUUAAAAUAAAUUCAGAAGAGAUGUAGGCUGCAAUUCUGUACCCAUUUACUUGACAACUUAGCACUGAACUCAGCUGGGCAUACUUUGAAUUAGUCGUGUACAGGACUAUACUAUGAGCUCACUGAUGGAAGCUUUAGGAACCCACCAUAAAAUAUUAAAGAAAGGAAUGAGCUGUAUUUAUUUCCCAUCUCCAUCCUGUUUAUUAACUGUAAGGCAUUUAGGGUACAGGUUUAGACCAAACAAAAAAAGCAUAGUUGAGGGCAUGCUGAGAGUUGCUGGCCUUUCUAUCCAAACCCAUAUAGAAUUGUGCCUUUGCUUUUUUUUUUAAUCCUAGAAGGUAUUUUGUUGCAGCCUGGGGCUACAUGAGCAAAUGGCAAGAGAGCCCUGACAUUAGUGUGACAGAUAAUCAAGAUGUCACAUGCAAGAGGAACCUGUGUACCUUAAUUUGCAUUCUGUUGAAAAUGAUUUUUAAUUUAUUGUCAAGAAGCAAGAGGCUAAAAACAAUUACACAAUACAGGUUAUAUUCACUCAAGUGUUUAGAAAGGGCACAUUUACCCAGUCACCUAGACAUAAAGAAAUAACACUGCACACUAUACAAGAUUUCAUUAGGAAUUAAUAGUUUCAUGUACAUAUUUAUAGACAU